AUGGGGGACCCCAUUGCUAUUGUAGGCUUAAGUGCAAGGCUUCCUGGAGACGGAGAUACCCCUGAGCGAUUCUUUGAGUCCUUGCUAGCUGGCAGAUCUGCCCGGACAGAAGUUCCGCCAGAGAGAUACAACGCAGAUGCAUUCUGGCACCCUGAUGCCGAAAGGAGUGGAGCGACAAGGGUUCGCCAUGGUCAUUUCCUGAAGGGCAGCAUCAAGGCUUUUGAUGCUCCUUUUUUCUCCAUCACACCAACUGAAGCAAGGAGUAUCGACCCGCAACAGCGUGGCAUGCUAGAAUGUGUCUACAAGGCGCUCGAAAAUGCUGGAACCCCCCUCGACCAAGUUGCUGGAUCACAAACCGGCGUGUACGUCGGCUGCUUCACGGCUGAUUACAAUGAUCACAUCGCAAAGGACUUGGAUAUUCCAAAUAAGUACUCGGCACUGGGAACAGUGGCGAGCAUGCUGAGCAAUAGAGUCUCGUGGUUUUUUGACUUCAGGGGCCCAAGUAUAACAGUCGACACUGCUUGCUCUAGUAGUCUAGUAGCCGUGCAUGAAGCAUGUAUGAGCUUAAAGCUCCGAGAAGUGUCCAUGGCCGUUGUCGGCGGAUGCAACCUUAUCUUAACACCCGAAAUGACACUUAAACUCGAUGCGGCGGGUGUCCUGGGUCCAGAUGGCAAGUCAUACAGCUUUGACCACCGCGCGAACGGAUACGCACGCGGUGAAGGCUUCGGUGCCCUGGUCUUAAAGCGGGUAUCCGACGCUAUACGAGACGGGGAUGCGAUCCGUGCUAUUAUUCGGAACUCAUCGACGAACCAGGACGGCAGAUCACCCGGCAUCACGCAACCGACGAAGGCCGGCCAGGUCGCGUUAAUCAAACAUGUUUACACCAGGGCUGGGCUGGACCCGUCGCUAACACGCUUCGCUGAGGCUCAUGGUACGGGCACACCUGUAGGAGACCCCAUCGAGGCGAGUGCCCUUGCUGAGGUCUUCGCCCCCCAUCGAUCUCUAGACGACCCUCUCUAUGUCGGCGCCCUGAAAAGCAAUGUCGGUCACUUGGAGGGCGCUGCUGGUGUGGCUGCUGUCAUCAAGGGAAUUCUGACUCUGGAAAGUGGCAUAAUUCCUGGAAACAUCUGGCACGAGAAGAAAAAUCCCAAGAUCUUGGACUCUUGGAAUUUGAAAUUUCCAACUGAGCCCACAGUAUGGCCGCAACAGGGGUUGCGUCGCAUGUCCAUCAACUCAUUCGGUGUUGGUGGAAGCAACGCACAUGUGGUAAUGGAUGAUGCGUUGAACUUCUUGAAGGCACACCGGCUCGUUGGCAAUCACCGGACUCAUGCUACUCCUCAGAUACCCACCCAGUUCAUGCCUCCAACAGGCAAUGGAGCUAAUGGAAUUAAUGGUCAUGAUGGUACCAACGGAGUGAACGGAACACGCCAGGUCAACGGCUUUCAUCGUCCAAGGGACAGUGGCGUGAAUUUAAAUGAAUAUGGAACGGAGUUGAGCGAGACUCCUCCACGUCUUUUUGUUCUGUCGGCAAAUGAUCCAACUGCCCUAUCGCGUCUUCAGGAUUCAUACAAGGAACAUCUCGCUUCCAAAACAGCAAGCGAGGCGGAGGAAGCUAGCGAUUUGCAAUACUUAAGAGACCUGAGCUACACACUCGCCUCUCGGCGCACCCUGCAUGCCUGGAGGACAUUCGGUAUUGCCAACUCACCAAAAGCGCUGCAGAAAGCUCUUGAAUAUGUUCCCAAGCCAGCGAGAGCAAAGUCAAGUCCUCGCUUAGCCUUUGUCUUCACUGGCCAGGGGGCACAGUGGGCGACAAUGGGCAUGGAUUUGAUGGUGUAUCGAGCUUUCCAAGAAAGCCUUCUGGCAGCCGAUAGGUAUCUGAAUGACCUUGGUUGCAGCUGGUCCUUGACAUUUGAGCUCUCCAAGCCUAAAACAUCAUCAAGAAUCGACGACCCUGAGUUCUGUCAACCAAUUUGCACGGCUCUGCAAGUCGCUCUGGUGGAUCUCCUCUCUACCUGGAACAUCUAUCCUCACGCCAUCACUGGCCAUUCAUCAGGCGAAGUUGCCGCAGCAUACGCUGCUGGUGCCAUUUCCCGGGAAGCGGCAUGGAAGGUUGCUUACUACCGCGGAAAACUGAGUGCCAAGCUGUCCCGCGCGGAAUCUCGACCUAAGACAAGUAUGGCUGCCAUCGGUCUUGAUACUGCAAGCACAGAGGCUGCAAUUGACCGUGUCAAUCAGCUCGGAGGCGACGGUACUCUCCAAAUUGCCUGCAUGAACAGCGCAAACAGCCACACCGUCAGCGGUGAUGCCAGGAAGAUUGAGACGCUUGUUGCCAUGCUUGGCGAAGGAAGGGUUUUCGCCAGGAAGUUGAACGUUGAGAUUGCUUACCAUUCCCAGUACAUGGAGCCAAUGGCCGACGAGUACCUCGAGGUGAUGGGACAACUUGAGCCGGGCACUCUCAAGGCACCAUUUGAGCCUCAGUUCUAUUCUUCGACAAUUGGUGCGCCAAUAUCGCUAUCACAACUGCGCCAACCCGAAUAUUGGGUCAAGAACUUGGUGUCUCCCGUUAGGUUCACCGAAUCGGUCACGGAGAUGCUUAAGGGCACUUCCGGGCCAAACGUUAAUGGCCAUAUCAACGGCAUCAAGAAAGUGAACGGUGUCAACGGUGUUGAUGCUGGUAACAAACCUAUCGUUGGCCAACCUCAUGUCGAGCCCAUCACCGAUAUUCUGGAGAUCGGGCCUCAUGGUGCACUGAAAGGACCACUUCUCAGCACUACCAAACAAGUCCGAAGCAGCGAAUCAGUGGACUAUCAUUCUGUGUUAAAACGCAAGAUUUCAGGUGUCCAAACGGCAUUGCAAGCAGUUGGAUCUCUGUUCUGUCAGGGAUAUAAAAUAGACUUUGCACAAGUCAACGAUGCAGACGAACCAUACGGGCCUAAGCCGCUGAUGUUGACAAACCUUCCGGCCUACCCUUUUGAUCAUUCCAAAGAGUACUGGGUUGAGAGUACUCUAAGUGACGACUUUAGGUUGAGGAAAGUAGGACGCCAUGAGCUCUUGGGCGCUCCAGUGCCUGGCUUAAACAAGAACAAUGCGGCGUGGCGAAACUACAUCCGCCUCAGCGAAAACCCAUGGAUAGAGGAUCACAAGGUCCUUGGUGAAGUUCUCUACCCCGCCGCUGGCAUGCUAGUCAUGGCCAUUGAGGCUAGCCGGCAGGUGGCUGAUAAGAGCAAAACACUGAAGGGCUUCAGAUUCAAGGACGUAUCUUUCAAGUUGGCGCUACAAAUUCCGGACGAUGCCCACGGAGUUGAGUCGCAAUUUUUCCUACGCCAACACCGAGAGACCAGUCUAUCGACUAUUUCGGCAUGGCAAGAGUUUCAGCUCUGGACAUUGCAAGAUGAUGAAUGGAGAGAGCACUGUCAUGGUUUUGUACAAACAGAGUAUGAAACGGAAGCAGCAUUCAACGAAGGCCUCAUCGAUUCAAGUGAUUAUGGACAAAGUCAGGAAAGCGGUGGCAUCAGCACAACAAAGAUAUCCGCCGAGAAACUCUACCAUAACUUUCAAGAAGCGGGAUUAGAUUUCGGUCCUACAUUCAAAACUCUGAGCAGCGUGCGACUUGGGCAGGACCUGAAUAUUUCUGCCACUGUCGACUACCCUAGGGGUAAGGUAGAGCAAAUAAUGCCAAAGCAAUACGUUCAGCCUCACUUGGUACACCCAACGACAUUGGACGCCAUCGUGCAUGCCAACCUGGCUCCUCUAGUCUUGAGCCCCAGGCACUCCAAGGUUACUAGGGUGCCGACGUAUUUGGCAGAUGGUUGGAUCUCAGCACAGUCCGACCUGCCCCAUGACAUCUACCAGGUGUCUGCCGAGUCUCGACUUCGUGGAAGAAGCGAGGUAGUUGGUGACGCCUCUGCCAUAAAUCCCAAACAGGGUCGAACAAUGGUAUCCCUGACUGGUUUGGUCUACAGGACAAUCAGUGGUGAAGAGUCAUUGACGGCUUCAGAGGCAGCAAUGCAUCCAGCUUAUAACCUUAUUUGGAAGCCAGACCCUGCGUUCCUGAACAAGCAACAAGCUUUGGAAGUCUUCGGAUUGCCUCUGGAGAAGAAGGAUGACCCAUCUUCCUGGAUGCAGGAUUGUGAAGCGCUUUGCCUGGCUUACAUCCGCCGCUUCGUAGACAAUGUUCCAAAGGAUAGCAUAGCUCAGAUGGCAUGGCAUCAUCAACGAUACGUCAAAUGGUUCCAGCACGUUGUCAGUCAAAAAUCAGAGCAGCCAAUCGAGAGCAUUCCGGAGCUCGAAAGAAGAGUGGUUGCCAGCGGAGCUAGUGAAGGAAAGUUGAUAAUUGCAGUUGGUAACGCCUUGUCUGAGAUGCUCCAUGGAAAGCGCGACCCUCUCGACGUCAUCUUCAAGGACAAGCUCGCAGAAGACGUCUACCGUAACGGCCUCGGAUCGAAGAGAUGCUACACGCAGCUUUGUAAUUACUUGGAUGCUCUGGCUCACAAGAACCCAGCCAUGGAAAUACUUGAAAUUGGUGCCGGAACAGGAGGAGCAACGCGCCCUGUCAUAGCGAAACUUACUGAGAAAGGACCGCGAUUUAAGCAUUACGAUUUCACAGACAUUUCGCCUUCCUUCUUCGAACAAGCCAAGGAAAACUUCAAUCAGGCUGGAAGGAUGAGUUUUAGCGUCUUGAAUGUCGAGAAUGACCCGGUGGAGCAGGGCUUCACAGCUGGCAAGUAUGACUUGGUCGUCGCGGCCAAUGUCCUGCACGCCACCAAGAAGAUUGACGAUACACUCCGCAAUGUCCGCAAGUUACUCAAACCCGGCGGCAAGCUUCUCCUUUUCGAAAUCACCAACACGGCCGUUUUGCUGGGAAGUUUUUGCUUUGGUGUCCUCCCUGGAUGGUGGCUGUCAGAAGACAAGGACCGGAUCUGGGGUCCGCUGAUGUCUGCGCCCUCGUGGGACAACCAUUUGAUCAACUCUGGAUUCGGUGGCCUCGAUAUUGUUCUAGAAGACUUUUCAGGAUCGCCUCAUCAGAUGAGUUCAAUCCUUGUUUCCACCGCUUCCAGUCUAGAUGACACGACAGGAUGCCUUGCUCCAAACUACAUCAUCACCAGCAGAGAAGCCACAGAGCUCAAUGUUUCGGAUGGAAUAGCAAAGAAAAUAUGCCAACAAGGUGGAUCAUGCGAAAUCACCACCUUGCCAUCAACAGCAGUCAAGGAGCUGGCUGGUGCUACAUGCGUAGUCCUUUCCGAGUUCGACACCCCUACUCUAAUGGACAUGACAAAAGAAGUCUUUGAGGCUCUCAAGCGCGUUAUAACCCAGUGCAAGGUCAUUCUAUGGGUCACUCGUGGUGUGUCAGACCCGAAUGCGGAGCUUGUCACAGGACUUGCCAGAGUGAUAAGGUCUGAGAGGUCGAAUGUCAGAUUCUUGACUCUUGCUUUUGAUCAAACCGCGGCGGAAGACCUUGUGGUAGAGAAGUGUCUGUCAUUACUUCGUAUGGUCCGAAAUGAAACUGAGAACUCUUUUAGAGUCAUUAACAAUGUGGUCAAUGUGUCUCGGCUGGUCCAGGCGGAUUACCUCACGAACCACAUUCAGGCUCAAACAGGAGCGUUGAAUGUCGUUGACAAGCUCUUAGGAGACGAGGCUUCUCGUUCUCUUAGCCUCAAGGUCGGUAAUGCUGGGAAAAUUGACUCCCUCCGAUACGAAGAUGACCCCAUAUUUGGCACUUCGCUGGGAGACCAUGAGGUUGAAUUCAAGACCAUGGCCUGCGGGCUCACAGUCAGCUGGAUGGCCUCAGCUCUCGAAAAGUCAGAGGAAUCAUCAUUGCUCGGCGAAGCAGCUGGCAUAGUCACUAAGACGGGGUCCGCAUCCAAGUUCCAGGUUGGCGAUCGAGUUUUCGGUCUAUCCAGCUCAGGUGCUCUCAAGACUCGCGUUCGGUCGACGGAUGGUCUUUUGGUCAAACUUCCGGACACAGCGACGUGGUCCCAUGGCGCAUCCAUCCCAAUAGAUUAUGCCACAGCCUACGCGACCUUGUGCGACAUGGGCACUGUUCGCAAAGGAGACAUAGUCUUGAUUCAUACCGGCUCGUCUCAUCUUGGCAAGGCUUUUAUUCAUCUUGCUCAGCUUCUGGGGGCUGAGGUCUUUGCCACCGUUCAGAAUCAAAAGGAGCGCGACUCCUUGGAGACGGUUUGCGGUGUGUCAGGAGAUCAUAUUUUCGGUAGUCGUGACCGAUCCAUCCGGAAGAAACUCCAGAGCAUGACUAAUGGCCGAGGCGUUAACAUUCUAAUCAACACUACCAACAAUGACUUCUACGAAGAUAUGGUGGAGUGCGUCGCGCCAUUCGGACGCGUUGUCAAUGUCGGCCAACAAGACAUCGAGUCCGGCCCACGUCUGCCGAGAGGCCGCAACAUCCGUCUUGAAUCCUUCGACCUUGCUUUAUAUGCAGCUUACGAUUUGGCUCGCCUAGAAGACAUAUUCCAGCGCAUGGCCGACUUGGUGUUGACCAACUGGGAAUCUAUCAGUUCAUUUUUGUCGCCUGUUGCAUACUCGUUCGGCCAAGCCCAAGAAGCCAUUAACCAUUUCCGGUCGCAAGGACAAAGCACCAAGAUAGUAAUGGAGCCUCACGACAAUGACCUGGUGCCUAUCUUGUCAACCCGCCAACCCAUGAGCUACUUUGACCCCAAUGCAUCCUAUGUCAUCGCCGGUGGCCUUGGCGGCCUCGGAAGGUCUGUAGCGCGGUGGAUGGCCUCGAGAGGUGCCAAGAAUCUUAUUUUGCUCUCAAGGCGUGGUCCAGUCGAGGAUUCCGCUAAGCAACUGGUCAAAGAGCUUCAAUUAGUAUGUGACAACGUGAUUACACCCUCUUGCGAUAUCACAAACGCCGAUGCCCUGGGAAACGUCAUCUCCCAAGCCUCGAGCUCCCUUCCUCCUAUCAAGGGCUGCAUACAGGGCUCGAUGGUUCUUCAGGACAAUUUGUUUGAGAACAUGUCCCUCCAUCAAUGGCAGGCAGCGAUAGUUCCCAAAGUCCACGCGUCAUGGAACUUGUACAACGUCCUCGGCAACAAGAUGGACUUUUUCGUCUUGCUCUCAUCGACCAUCGGGAUAACAGGUGGUCCAGAACAAGCCAACUAUGCCGCUGGUGGCACCUUCCAAGACGCCUUCGCUCGCCAUCUAGCCUCCCAGGGCGUCAAUGCCGUCUCCAUCGAUCUCCCCAUCAUCCAAGGUGUAGGCUAUGUUGCCGAGAAACCCGAGUUAUUCGAAUACCUGCGUUCCAGCGGCUGGACUUACAUCUCGGAAGCUGAGCUCCAAGCUGUCUUGGAUUAUCACUGUCGUCCCGCAAGCGCGCCGACAGAUAUUUCCCGAGCUCAAGUCAUCCCUCGCCUCUGGCUGCCACAAGAGACCGCAGCAGAGGGCUAUCAGACGCAGCUUUGGGGCGCGGAUCCCCUCUUCAACCACCUAGAAUUUGGGCAAAAAGACACCGAAGCGACGUCAGCGACUGAGACAACAACCGUCGUCAACCACAAGGCGCUUCUUGCAGGGGCAUCUUCUUCGCAAGAGGCUGAGAAGGUUGUUCUGGAUGCCCUGCUUCUCAAACUUGCCCGGAUGCUUAGUAUCGAGGUGUCGAAUCUUGACACUGCCAAGCCGCUGCACACAUAUGGCAUCGACUCCCUCACGGCAGUUGAGCUCCGCUCUUGGCUUAUCAAGGAGCUUGGGGCCGAAGUCUCGUUGUUUGACAUAACGAACAACUCGAGUAUCUCUCGCCUGGCUGGCACAGCAGCCCAAAAGAGCAGUCUGAGGCCUGUAGUGGCGAAGCCGUGA
Messenger RNA from Colletotrichum truncatum, 7806 nucleotides. RefSeq names its product polyketide synthase. The record is from RefSeq and is a predicted model, not a curated record. NCBI's taxonomy places the organism in Eukaryota, Fungi, Ascomycota, Sordariomycetes, Glomerellales, Glomerellaceae. Gene Ontology annotation, biological process: fatty acid biosynthetic process; secondary metabolite biosynthetic process. Gene Ontology annotation, molecular function: oxidoreductase activity; phosphopantetheine binding; fatty acid synthase activity.